This is a messenger RNA of Wyeomyia smithii (pitcher-plant mosquito), 2166 nucleotides long. RefSeq lists its product as uncharacterized. The record is from RefSeq and is a predicted model, not a curated record. The transcript is spliced from 2 exons. Bases 1 to 2166 code for a protein of 721 amino acids. Lineage: Eukaryota; Metazoa; Arthropoda; Insecta; Diptera; Culicidae.
AUGGAACAGGCGAUUGCAGACGAGUUAGGGGUGGAUAGUCGAGCACAUUCCCUGUGCAUCCAUUGGACGAGUGGAAUAAAUAAGAAGAUAGAAACUACGGUGGUGGAUAGGCUGAGCAUAUCGCAGACAGGUAGCGGAAGAAAAUUCCAGCUAUCUGAAAUAUAUACAGUCGACAACCUAGGGCUACCGGAACAAUCGCUGGACUUUGAGCAGUUAGCAAAGAAGUUCCAGCAUUUGCGACAUCUACCGGUCACAAGUUUCCAGAGAGUCGUUCCUGGACUGCUGAUUGGGUUGAGUAACUCACACUUGUUGACCACAACGAAGCUUCGCGAAGAAAAUGAGGAUGAACCGAUCGCUGCGAAGACUCGUAUCGGCUGGGUCAUAUGUGGCCGCGUACGAGGGGGAGAAAACAAUUUCCUGCAUCGUCAAAUGCACAUCUGUGCGGAUUCGACUGAACGCGAUCUUCACGACUACGUGCAGGAGUUUUUCUCGAUAGAAAGCCUAGGAGUUGCUGUAGCUCCUAACGUGGAAAGAGCCGAUGACCAACGGGCACGAAGAAUACUUGAAGAAACGACAGCUCGGACAGAAAACGGAAGGUUCGAAACCGGGCUAAUCUGGGCGCAAGACGACAUCAAUUUCCCGGAUAGUAAACCGAUGGCCGAGCGUCGAUGGAGAUGCCUGGAGAAACGACUUGAGAAGGAUCCUCAGUUAUACGACAGCGUACGACAGCAGGUGGCAGAUUUUGAAUCGAAGGGCUACAUCCACGUAGUAACCGAGAAAGAAAUGGCAGAAUUUGAUCCUCGGCGCAUCUGGUACCUUCCGUUAGGCGUGGUACAGAAUCCAAACAAGCCAGGACGGAUACGAGUUAUCUGGGACGCGGCCGCAAAGGUGAACGGUGUGUCGCUGAAUACGAUGCUCCUGAAGGGUCCGGAUCUAUUGACGCCACAGUUACAUGUUACGUUCAUGUUCCGUGAAAGGGAAGUUGCCUUUUCCGGCGAUAUCCAAGAAAUGUUCUUGCAGCUCGGAGUUAGGAAGAGUGACCAAAGCGCACUGUUGUUCGUUUUUCGUAAAUCUUCCGGCAAACCGUUAAUCACGAUUGCGUGCAAUGUCGCUAUCUUCGGAACGACUUGUUCUCCGGCGCAGUCGCAGUAUGUGAAAAACCUGAAUGCAACGGAGAAUGAGCGAGAAUUCCCUAAGGCGGCAGCGGCUAUCAAGGAGAAGCACUACGUCGAUGAUUACCUCGACAGUGUCGACACUGAAGAAGAGGCCUUAAAAUUGGCGUUGGAAGUAGCUGAAGUUCACCGAAAAGCAGGUUUUCGUAUACGCAACUGGGUUUCAAAUCGACCAUCAGUCCUGGAAGCCAUCGGUGAAGUGCGCCCCGCUGAGGUGAAGGAGCUUACAAUGAACAGCCAUAGCGGGUUGGAACGCGUUCUUGGUUUAUCCUGGCUGACGACCGAGGAUGUGUUCUGCUUUAAGUUUAAUCUGCAAGAUGAUCUGAAGUCGCUCGUAGAAGGGAACAUUGUGCCGAAGAAAAGAAUGAUGCUGAGCUUUGUGAUGAAAAUCUACGACCCCUUGGGGCUGGUCGGUUCACUAGUAAUCCAAGGAAAGAUCCUGUUGCAGGACCAUUGGUUGCAAGUUCUAAAGGAGCUGGACAACGUCCGAAUUCCCCGAUGCUACUUUCCAGGAUAUGAUCCUGCCUGUUACGAAGACCUGGAGCUUCACAUUUUUGUAGACGGCAGUGAGCAAGCCUACUCUGCAGCAGCGUACUUUCGUGUUCGAGAUCAAGGACAAAUUCGAUGCACCCUGGUUUCCUCCAAGACGAAGGUAGCUCCACUACAGCAAACGUCAGUUCCUCGACUAGAGUUGCAGGCAGCUGUAAUUGGUGCCCGCUUACGGAAGACUAUCGAAGAUGGCCACUUGGUACAAGUCAAACGCACGAACUUCUGGAGCGAUUCCAGCACCGUUAUCUCAUGGAUCAAGUCAGAUAUUCGCCGAUAUCGCCAGUACGUGGCGUUAAGAGCCAACGAGAUCCUAUCCCUGUCGAAAACCGAUGAAUGGUGGUGGCUGGGAACUAAAAUAAACGUGUCAGCGACGCCACGAAGUGGAUAUAAAGGCCCGAACUGCAAGCUCGACAGCCGAUGGAUGCGUGGACCCGCCUUUCUGUAA